Messenger RNA from Trichomycterus rosablanca, 2095 nucleotides. RefSeq names its product CTTNBP2 N-terminal like a (gene cttnbp2nla). Lineage: Eukaryota; Metazoa; Chordata; Actinopteri; Siluriformes; Trichomycteridae. Bases 56 to 1711 code for a protein of 551 amino acids. The record is from RefSeq and is a predicted model, not a curated record. The transcript has 5 exons.
AUCUUCUUUAAAUCAAACAAACCUAUGUGCGCUAUUAAAAACUGAAAACGCUGGAAUGGCACCGACGGAGUCCCGGCUAAAUGUAGACACUCUGAGUAAAAGAGAUGUGCUGCUCCUCUUCAGUGUGUUGGAGGGAGAGUUGGAAGCUCGAGACGUUGUCAUCCAGGCGCUCAGGACUCAGUGCAGAGACACAUUCAUUUUGGAGCGCUACGGAAGGUUUGACCUGAGCGAUCCAUUUUUGGCCCUGCAGAGGGACAGUGAUGCUCUUCAGGACUCUUCUCAGGGCAGAGGAGAUGGGACCAAUUCUACACAAAGGCGAGAGGCCAACACCAGACGCUCUGAUCCCCUCACCAUGCUAAGGCUGGUGGUGGGUCACUGCAGGAGAAUGCAGGAAAAGAUGCUGAAACAGCUUGCAGCUGCCGAGAGCAGACACAAGAGGGUCAUUGCAGAUUUGGAGGAGGAGAAGAGAAGGCAUGCUAAGGACACAGCAGAGGGAGAUGAUGUCACAUGUAUCUUAGAGAAGGAGCGAGAGCGCCUCUUACAUCAGUUGGAGUUUGAAAAAUCAAAGUUCUCCCGCUUGGAGAAGGAGAACAAGAAAAUCCAGGCUCAGUUGGAGGAUGAGCGGCUACAGCAUAAGCAGUUGAUGGUGGCGCUGGGGCGAGAGUGCAAGCGCUCAGGCUCACGCGCCCACGAGGAGGCACAGCGUGCCAACGGGCUCACCCUUCGUCUGGAGCAUCAGCGUUCUGUCAAUCAAAGCCUGCAGGCAGAACUCGAAGAGCAAAAGAAGCAUGCCAUGCAGAUGGAAGCCAGGAGGGAGGAGCUGCUUGCUGAGUUUGAUACAGAGAGGGAGCAGCUCAGUCUGAGGCUCAGAAGAGAAGAGGCACGGAGCAGUGCUCUCCAGGAGGAGGUGGAUAAGCUAAGGGGAGAGAUACGAGAGUUCAGGGGAGAAGAGGAACGAGGUAGUGGGUGCAACCAGGUGGGAAACGGUUUUGUUAAUGGUGGGACGGAAAAAUCUGAUAAGUGUGAGCUUACGACGAAUGGUCAUCAUGCUCCUGUAGAAGACGGAGGCUGUAAUGACUUCCAAACAAGCUCUGACCAAAAUGCACUGACCAAUGGGAGUUCAUCACCAUCUGAUCUAAAUACUGACAGCAGGGCAAACUCCCCUUCCAGCAUACAAGCAGCCUACCAGGCCGGAAUCCAGCAGCGUUUCCAUGCAGUGCGUCACAGGUUUCAGUCCACCACCGAACAAGACCCUCAGCCCGGCUCCCCUCUUUCUCAUUCUCCUCGGGAUUUAUCACCCUGUGCCAUCACAGGUCCUUCAGGAGAAGCCAGCAACUCCAAACAGGCAGCCCGCAUCACAGUGACACAGGCACUGAGCCGAUUAGGCACCAAAACAUCCCCCACUCCAAAUGGCUCACCCUUUGGAACAGACUAUCGCUCAGUGGCCCCAUCUGGAGCUCUGUCACCUGGAAUUCGCUCUCCCAUAAUUCCCAGGGCAGAGAGGGGCAUCCCUCCUCCGAUUCCUCCAAAGAAACCAGGUCUGGCCGAGACCCCACCUUCCCCUGCCACCCUUCGAGCUGCCCACAUUGCUCAAAUAUCAGUGGGAUGUGGCCGUAAAAGUGCCGAAAACACCAAAGAAACGGACCUGCUGUUGUCCUCCCGCAGAUGCACACCUGAUAACUCCAAAACAAUCGCACAGACGAUAUCAUGAGGUCUGUAGUGACACCAGGAUUUGGGAUAAUUUCACUUGCAAGGGCCAUGAGGAGAUAUCCCUUGUGUAGAGCACACAUACAGGCAGGUAGCAUCACCGAGGCUUAUACAUGGGUCUCAGCUGUGGUGGGCUGAAGUGUUAGUCCACUGCACCACCUAUGUACCCCACAAAAAGAUUCAUUCAGACACCUUUGCUCACCUGUUAAGCUUCUGUGAGUUGGCAAUAUCGGACGCUUAAAGACUGUAAACAUCUAACACGCAGUAAACAUAACAAAUGUACAGCCUUACUAUUUACUGAUACUUUGCUUGUAACUGUGUGUGAUGUGACUAUUGUACACAAUCUUCAACCAGUAACAGGCGCCUCAUUUAUAAAGAUGUGCAUAUA